Messenger RNA from Oryzias latipes (Japanese medaka), 1885 nucleotides. Its product is annotated as vasoactive intestinal polypeptide receptor 2. The record is from RefSeq and is a predicted model, not a curated record. Gene Ontology annotation, biological process: adenylate cyclase-modulating G protein-coupled receptor signaling pathway; cell surface receptor signaling pathway. Lineage: Eukaryota; Metazoa; Chordata; Actinopteri; Beloniformes; Adrianichthyidae. Gene Ontology annotation, molecular function: G protein-coupled peptide receptor activity; peptide hormone binding; vasoactive intestinal polypeptide receptor activity. Gene Ontology annotation, cellular component: plasma membrane.
CUUUCAUUUGGCAGCUGCUGCUCAUCUUUACGCUCCUCUCGGUCUCUGCUCAGAACUGCAGCCGAUUCGUCCGUUAAGUUUGGAGGACAUUUGCUGCGCGUGUUCCCCGCGGAGGAUGAUGGUCAGAUGAGCGUCCAGCUGCCGUUUGGGAGGCUGUAACCGCCAGCUGGAUGAGAUGCGCUCCUUUACGCACCGGCUUCCUCUGCUCCUGCCUUUCCUGGCCCUGAUCUGCACGGUUGGUGGGCGGUUCCCUCACUGCGUGCUGCACUGGGAGAUGCAGAGGAUCCGAGGAGACUGUGAAGCACAGCUGCAGCUGCAGACGGCGGCUGCAGGAUGUCCAGGCGAGUGGAACAACGUGUCGUGUUGGCCGAACGCGGCGGUCGGUGAGGUGCUGACCCUGCCCUGCCCCUCCCCCUUCCUGCUCUUCUUUGAGAAGAAGGGCAACCUCAGCAGGAACUGCACAGAGAAGGGCUGGUCGUCCGUUUACCCCGACAUCAGGAGCGCCUGCUAUUCUGAGAUCACUGACCAACCCAAGCAGCUGGUCUUCUACAAAGUGGUGCGUGUCCUGUCCACUGUGGGCCACAGCCUGUCGCUCAUCGCACUGCUCACCAGCACCACGCUCAUCUGUCUGUUCAGGAGGCUGCACUGCACCAGGAACUACAUCCAUGUGAACCUGUUUGUGUCUUUCAUGCUGCGAGCCGUCGCCGUGCUGGCCAAAGACACGCUGCUCUUCUCAGAGGAUGAGGCCACCGACUGCAGCACGCAGCCGUCGCUGGUGGGCUGUAAGGCCACUCUGGUUUUCUUUAACUACUUUGUGAUGGCCAACUUCUUCUGGCUGCUGGUGGAAGGACUUUACCUGCACACCCUGCUGCUGGUCAUCCACACCUACUCCACCCGCCUCUCCAUCUACAUGUUUAUUGGCUGGGGAAUCCCCUUUGUGUUCGUGGUGGCUUGGAUCAUAAGUCGGGUGAACCUGGAAGACACCAGCUGCUGGGAAAUCAAUGACAAUCCUGUUCCUGACAGACUCAUCAACUGGCCCAUUAUGGCUUCUAUAAUUAUCAAUUUCAUUCUGUUCAUCAGCAUCAUUCGUGUCCUGGUGCAGAAGCUUCGCUGCUCUGAGGUCGGAGGCAACGAUCAGUCCCAAUACAGACGGCUGGCCAAGUCCACGCUGCUGCUCAUCCCGCUGUUUGGAGUCCACUAUGUGGUGUUUUUCUAUCUGAUGGAGCCAGAUGAUCAAAUCUUGAAGCAAAUCAAGAUUUUCUUUGACCUUGGCCUUGGAUCGUUUCAGGGUCUGAUCGUCGCCGUCCUUUACUGCUUCCUAAACAGCGAGGUCCAGAGCGAGCUAAGGAGGAGUCUGUCUCUGAAGCGAUGUGUGGGACGUGAGGAAAAGCUGCAGGCCGUGACCCUCAACCGGAACGGCAGCCAAAGAUCCCCAACAUUUCCCAGGAACGUCCGAGCUCAGUCCAUCCUGCAGACGGAGACCAGCGUGCUCUGACUGCAGAAGAUGAGGGCUGCUGCUCUGACCGGGAAAGAGAGGACUCCUUUCAUUGUCUUCAGCCUGGUUCUGAUCCCUGCAGUUUCUUACCGAUCACAUUAAACUCAUUAAACGUUUAGAAACAGAGACUGAGCAUUAUCAACAGGCUGAACAUAGCAGUGUUCCAGCUUUUUGGUUCUCGGAUCCUUGAGAACCGCACUUCCAUCGUCUUUAUCGUCACUCCAGAUCACAGCUGCUUCUGUUUUCCUUUUGAUUCCAAAAGGAUUUUACAAAGGACAAAUCAUUCUCACUAGAAAGAAAUUCCUGUACAGUAUACAACUUUAAUAGUUGAUUAGUUUAUGAGACGCUUUUUUUUGUAAAUAAUAAUAAAAUCGGAUGAAAAACCAAAAA